AUGAUUCCUGACGCACGCAAUGAUUCAGCUCAGAUUCGGCUGGCACGUACAACAAUUCCUGUUAUCUGUAUGCAGUUCUCGGAAGGGGCGGCGCCCGUACAAUUCUCCCAAGCUUCCCAGCAGCCACCAGCUUCAUUCGUUCAGGCGUCCCCUCAGCCAGCGCCUUCACUCGUUCAGGACAACAUGAACAACCAACGUGAAAAGGUAGCAUCUCCUAAACCGCUCGAAAUAUACUGUGGUCCUUCCUCUACCUACCUACCAUAUAUGGUCAGCAGUCCACAAGACAGGCCAGCGUCUACUCAGUUCUCUCCUAACUACGCUAUGGUGGAAAAUGGACAUGAGAACGGUGUGAUGAAAGUAUUGCCACAAUCUUCAUACAAUGAAGCCGGCCAACAACUUGAAGCGAUCACCGUACGUACAACAACAACUACAAGAAGAACCGUUGUACUGAGUCCAAUACCAAAUCGAUCAUACACUAUAGUGUAA
Molecule: messenger RNA, 486 nt
Organism: Ostertagia ostertagi
Lineage: Eukaryota; Metazoa; Nematoda; Chromadorea; Rhabditida; Trichostrongylidae
Source: the annotation of a GenBank genome assembly